This is a messenger RNA of Penicillium chermesinum, 1581 nucleotides long. RefSeq lists its product as uncharacterized. The transcript is spliced from 3 exons. The coding region runs from base 1 to 1581 and encodes 526 amino acids. The record is from RefSeq and is a predicted model, not a curated record. NCBI's taxonomy places the organism in Eukaryota, Fungi, Ascomycota, Eurotiomycetes, Eurotiales, Aspergillaceae.
AUGAAGCUUGUCAAUAUUCUUAUAGGCUGGACUACCGCUCAAUGGGCCAGCCAGGCGUUGGCGGCGCCGUCCCCUGUUCGCCGGGCAGGCUUCGGCACAUAUGCAGAUGACAUGUUCACCACCGCAAUUGAGUGGAAUGACGGUUAUUGGGAUGACGAAGCGGGCUAUUUGAUUGCCGCUGCCAGUAACCCUGGUCGUUAUGACGCUCGCCAUACCGCCUGGUAUGCGACGCAGUUGCUCGCCCGGAAUGCACCAGGGGACGUUGCUAGAGCUAUUCGAAUCUUCGACAAUGUCAUCGCGGGCCAAUACCUGGACCCUUCAAAACAGUGGUACGGUGACUAUCAGCAAUCGCCGUCCGAACCUGAACCUGGCACCGCUGAAUACCCAGACGAUGGUCCAUACAGCUCGUGGGACCCAAAUAUUCGAGAUUUUGUCGGUUGUGCCUGGCUGAUGGCUCUGAAUGACUACGAUCAUCUCCUUCCACAGAAAACCGUCAGCAAGAUCGAGCAAUCACUGCAUAUCGCCGCCAAGGGCGAUCUCUAUCGCGUCGGAGGAGUCGACGGAGACAAUUUAUACCCAUGCUAUUCGAACCCGUGGAUCAUGCGCACCAUCUUGCAAAACUGGGUUGGCACUCGAGUAGGUGACGCGAACUUAACGCAGUCUGGAGAGAAGUUUGCACAGGAGCUCUACGAUCUUUGGAGCAUGCACCACACCCUCUCGGAGUUCAAUUCCCCUACAUACAGUGGCGUCGCAAUGUGGGCGCUGGCUCUGUGGAGCCACUGGAAUGAGCUCGCCGGGCUUUACAACGCGAACCUCAAGAACCUGGCUGGUCCUUGGGACCGCACUUAUGGAUACGACAUGAAGCAAUAUGCCUCUCUCGUCGGUGCUGUGAUCUGGGGAGCCGUAGGUCGAGACCAUGCUCCCAUCCCUCAGCAAACAUCGGGAAUGUAUCAUGGCGAUGACUUCGCCUUCUACCCAUUAUUCGCAAUGGUCAUGCCAGAGAUGCUCAAGUAUCUGUCCGCCGAAUCCAAGGCAAGCCUCGUCAAAUUCUCCGAGCCGCGACUUUACACAGCACAGGCGUUUUCGCCGCCGUUCGACACGUAUCCGCGGAACAUUACUACUUGGCUGUCAGAAAACAUCACCAUCGGUGCAGAAACAGUCGCGCAAGAGGUCAUCGGAGGAGCUGCCAAGAGCACCAGCGCGUUUAGCCCCGCCGUCAUCCAGUGGGCGAUCGACGAGUAUCAGAUUGGGUGUAUCUCGCACUGGGUGACUGAGUCGUCUAUUGAUGCCGUGGCGUCUUCGAAUGGGCUCAAGAUCUCAUACCCCAAUGCAACUUCCUCGGACGCUUCAGUAUCAUUCAAUUUCUUGUUCAGUGGAUUGUCCAGAAGAAAUGGCUUCAAUGUGACGGGGCUAGAAGGGCUUCCAGCCUUGGAUCUCCGGGUCAAGACGAAUGCAUUCGAGAACUAUACCAUUGUGUACGACACCGAUCAGAGUGUGAACGACUUCAUCUUCUACAACAUCACAUAUACUGUGCCGGCUGGCCUUGCAGAGACCCCAUUUAUCUCGCUCGAGCUCGUUUAA